UCAUUUCAGGUUGGUGGUGUAGUUAGGGUUGUUUAAAAUCCGGGUGUAAGAACGUACAUUGUAUAAAUAUGCGGGGUUUAGCCAUUUAUUAUGCCGCGUUCAUCUGCUAUUCGGAAAUAGGAAACUCGGAAAUGCCUGAAUUGAUGUUUCGUUGAACACUGCACGUGUUAACGAAUAUUAGUUAGCAAAUCGGAAAUAUCCGAGUUUCAUAGUUGCGGUUAGUAUACCUGGUGACGAACCUUUUGCUACAGAUUUGCUUUUGCUUUCGCAUAAUGAUUACGGAGGAGGAAAUAGCUGAUUUGGACUCUUAACGUCUUUGCGUUUCUAAAUUAUAAACUUGGUAGCUAAAUGUUUAUUUGAAGUUAAAAUGAAAGCAACAUACGCAACCUAUUUCGUAUAUUAUGUGUUGAUAUCGAGUGGUUUUGUGAAUGCGUUCGAACCAAUCUCAACCACAUUUGUGGUCGGUGCGGGAGUUGGUUUAGCAGCAGUGGGGCGGAGAGUUUACAAUUAUGUAUAUGAAAGUUGCAAUUCAAAAUGGAUUGCUUUUAAUUCAACAGGUUUGGAAGUGGCCCUAGAUCAGAAGCUGUUUGGUCAACAUGUUGCCUCCAGAGUCAUCCAGAAAGCUGUAACGGGUUUCAUGAACAAUAAAAAUCCUAAAAAGCCCCUGGUGCUCUCUCUACAUGGCUGGACUGGCACAGGGAAGAACUUAGUCAGCCAGUUGAUAGCUGAAAACAUCUACAAGGAGGGCAUGGCCAGCAGUUGCGUCCAUCAGUUUGUGACUUCUACUCACUUCCCUCAUUCGAGUCAGCUUGAGAACUACAAGUCUCAGCUGCAGCAGUGGAUCAAAGGCAACGUCACCAACUGCCCACGUUCCAUUUUCAUCUUUGACAUCUUUGACGGGAUGGACCAGAUGCACCCUGGCCUGAUUGACUGUAUCAAGCCCUACCUGGGUUACUACGACAAUCUGGAUGGGGUCUCGUACCGCCAAGCCAUCUUCAUCUUCCUUAGCAACACUGGAGGAGAGCACAUCACGCAGGUGGCCCUGCACUUCUGGAAAGCAGGUCGAGACAGAGAAGAGAUAAAAUUGCAUGACUUAGAACCAGCUCUCUCCCUGUCUGUGCUCAACAACAAGAAGAGUGGGUUGUGGCACACCAGUCUGAUGGACAAGAACCUAGUUGACUUCUUUGUCCCCUUCCUGCCUCUGGAGUUCAGACACGUGCGGCUGUGUGGCAUGGCAGAGAUGGCCGCCAAGGGCCUGAAGCCUGACCAGGACGUGGUCGACCAGAUGGCCAGAGACUUGGUCUAUUUCCCAAUGAGCGAGAAGAUCUUCUCCGUCCAGGGCUGCAAGACCAUCGGCAGCAAGCUAGAUUACUACACGUAGUGCGUGUUUGAGAUCGACUACGUUGCUGCCGGCGGCUGCAGACUGACCAAUCUAUUCAUAAUGAGUAGUAAUUUAGGAUGAAAGGUGGUUUGUAGAUCUGAUCAGUCGGUCUGCAGUUGCUGACAGCAGAGUAUACCAUCUCAGAGGGAACAGCUACUGUUUCCAUCAACCACCUAGUCUACUGUGUGAAAUUUCUUAAUGAGAACAUCUCUGCCAGUCGGAGUGAGGAAGUCAGUGACUGAACUCAAUGGGGAUGAUGACCCGCCCAUCAGGUCUCCCAACAUCAGCUGUGCCUUAGUUGGCAUACUGUUCCCAGUCUAAACAAUGCACAAAAUAAUUACAGGAAGGAAGGUUCAUCAUUUUUCAUUAAAAGGUUUUUA
Molecule: messenger RNA, 1761 nt
Organism: Salvelinus sp. IW2-2015
Lineage: Eukaryota; Metazoa; Chordata; Actinopteri; Salmoniformes; Salmonidae
Product: torsin-1A-like
Biological process (GO): protein localization to nucleus; nuclear membrane organization
Cellular component (GO): endoplasmic reticulum; endoplasmic reticulum lumen; nuclear envelope
Molecular function (GO): kinesin binding; ATP binding; ATP hydrolysis activity
Source: RefSeq, a predicted model, not a curated record